AUGAGUUUACGUUCGUAUAUGUUAAAUGCAUUGGAUGGAAUAGUUGAUGGUUUACUGGAACGAAUAAUAAAUAGUGUACAUGAUGCAACACUUCAUCAUGCAUUAAAUAGAACACUUCAUAUUGCAGAUCCCGUUAAUAUCAAAUCAUCAAUAAAUAGCAGUUCCAGUGCUCUGAAUAUAAAGGAGUAUCUACCGACUCCAGAAUUUCUUAGAGAAAAUAUUGACCCAAUUUCCGAUGACUUCGUUCAGUCAUUAACUGUUAGUUCACUUCUUAAAGAGAAGGAUAAAUUAAAGCAAGUGUUAAGUGUUGGCCCAGAUAGUGUGAAAAUUAAAGGAGAUGAACAUCUAAAAGAUUUGCUUAUUCGGUAUCGUUAUGACUCGUUAUAUUUAUCUCAAGUCUUGUUAGUCCUAACUUUCAAUAUGAUUAUCAUAAUAUGUGAGAUAAAAAAAAAGACAAAUAGAAUUCAUUGUAGUAAGCGUCGUUCACUUGAUGAGUUAAAAAAAUUUAAUGCAUCAUGUCUUGUUGAAUGCAGCGAUAUAUUUUCAUUUAUAUCAAUAAAUUCCUUCCUUGACUUGAGAAACGAAGAGGAAGAAGAAGAAGAUGAUGAUAUUGAAAGCAUUGAUGAUAAUGAAGUAUAUUUCCAUCAUAGAGCUUUAAACGAUGAAUGUCUGGAUAAUCUGUCGAGUGACUAUGAAAUAUUUUACAAUCUAUCAUUGAGUUCGUUACAUUUAUGUAACUAUUUUCAUGCUCUUGAUGACAACGAUGUGCCAGACUAUUCAAUACCAGAAGGAGAACGUUCGUGCAAUAGCGAGCUGAAAGGUCUCAAAGUUUUUAAUUUGAAUAGGAGUAUAUCUAAUUUCAAUUUAAUUGAAUGUCAUGAUAACGCUUUCUCUCCCAAGAUUCUGGAAUUAUUCGAGAAGUUGUUCAUAUGUGAAAGACUUUUCCUUUUACUACCAUCAAAUCAUUAUGAUUUGUAUGAAUUUAGGGUAAACGGACCAAUAGCUUAUUUAGAUCUCCCAAAAGACUCACAUAGGAGAGAGACUUCUUAUGAAUCAGAAGAAUUGUUUCGGUUGUUUGUUGAGUUUGAAAAAGUUUUGAUACACGAUACAUCUGAAGUAAAUAUAGGCUUUUUCGAAGGAUUUUGCAAUUUAAAGGUAAACGACUUAGCAAAUCGGUUUGAAACUGGGAGUAGCCUGAAAUAUAGUGCAUUCCGAGAUAGAGUAAACCAAAUUUCCAAUCAUGAUUUCAACUCAAGCUUCAUGUUUAUGGGUAUUGUAAGGCAAUUAUUGUUAUUUAAAUUAUUAUCCUAUUUUGGGUUGGAUAGAGAAACUUACGAUGUAGAAAUUUAUAAAAUAGUUGAAGGUUUGAAUUCCCAAUUAAAAGACAAGAAACAUGAGGUUAUAAUAGUGGCGAUAUCAAAUUUUCAGCUUCAGGGGUAUUUAAAGGCGGUACAAGAUGUAGUAAAUAGAGAUGUAGAGGGACUGGAUCUAAAUCUUGAUAUGGAGCUGACAGGAAAAGAAUUUGUUACGGCUGUUUCCUGUUAUCUUGAUGGUAGAAAUUAA
Scheffersomyces coipomensis is the source of this 1563-nucleotide messenger RNA. RefSeq lists its product as uncharacterized. Bases 1 to 1563 code for a protein of 520 amino acids. The record is from RefSeq and is a predicted model, not a curated record. Lineage: Eukaryota; Fungi; Ascomycota; Pichiomycetes; Serinales; Debaryomycetaceae. The transcript has a single exon.